CUUUUUUGUAUUUUUAUGGUAUGAUGCUUUGCGCUUUGGUUUGGACAGAAACGACAUCGUAACGCGGUUCUCGCCGAAAAGGAGGACGGGAGGCCAAACCGGUGACCGCUCCGGUCUCCGUCCGUUGGCGAUAGACCGGCAGCUUCGGCAAUGGACGAAGAAAAGGCGGCGGCUUACUACGACGAGCUGACUCGGAAGGGCGGGGGAGCCGCGAGGUUCAAGCAAGGGCUCGGCUUCUCCUCCUCAGCUGCCGGAGACGACUCGGCACCACCGCCUGCGAGAGGUUCCGCGUUCGUUUCGUCCACGUCUUCCUCCUUCCUGAGCAGCUUCGUCAGAGCCUCGAGCCCUACGAAGGCCUCGGAGCUCGAGAAGCAAGCUCAGCUCGAGUCCAUCCAGAACAAGCUCAGGAAGAAACCGGACCGGGACGGUGAUGCUGAUAGGAACCGCCAGGCUAGGGUUUCGGACAGACGGCACCGGUCGAGAAGCAGAGAGCGGGAUCGCGAUCGGGACAGGGACAGGCGUUCGAGGAGGCGAAGCCGGAGCAGAGACAGGCACGGAGACAGGGACAGGGACAGGCAUCGAAGGAGAAGGAGCAGGAGUCGGAGUAGAAGUUUUUCACCUCGGAGGUCAGGGAAUAGGCGGAGUGUCUCGCCUCGAGACCAGAGGAGGUCGGAGAAGGUGAGGAAGGAGAGGAAUGAUGGCGGAAGAUCGACUGAUUACUCCAAGCUAAUCGAUGGGUAUGAUCGGAUGACUCCAGCUGAAAGAGUUAAAGCCAAGAUGAAGCUUCAGCUUGCCGAAACUUCUGAAAGAGAUGAAGCCAAUGGGAUGGGCUCUGGUUGGGAAAGAUUUGAGUUCGACAAGGACACUCCCCUUGACGAUGAAGAAAUCGAAGUUGCCGAAGAUGAUGCUGCUCUUGUUAAGCAUAUUGGCCAGAGCUUCCGGUUCUCUGCUGUGGAGGCAAGAAGAGAGGAACAAAUCAAAGCUGCGCAUGAUGAGGCCAUGUUUGGAUCGUCGGCACAUGCUCCAGAUGUUACUGAGGAUGCCGAUUUGGAAGGGAACAAUAAAGCAAGCAAUGAGAACAACCCUGCUACAAACCUCUUAAGCGAUAAGGUUCUUGCAAGGCAGCAAGGUUCAUGGCGAGACCGAGCUCGUAAAACAUAGUUGGAGUUGGAUAUUCAAGAGUUGGAGGAAUCUGAAUCGUGGUCUUGCACGGAUCAUCAAGAGCUGCAUCUUGCAAUAUUUUUUCUGUUGUAUUGCUGAAAUGUGGCAGGCAUCAAAACAAGCUUACUGACUUCCAUGAAGGUAAAAGCUAUAUUUGGGAAGAUGACUUGCAGCUGAUCUCCCAAAAUCAGCAAACCUGCCGUUGCUUUACAAGUCCCGUUCCUUUUGGUCUCUGUUGGUCGAGUGGAAGUAAUUAGCCUAUUUGGUGCAAUUAACUGAGGCUUAGGGAGUAUUUAUCUUUUCGGUUUUUUUUUUUCCUGGCGUUUUGGGCGCCGGGGGUGUGUGGUGUGGGGGGUGGGGGUUGAGAUUUGGUGAAACAUUCCGGGAAUGCGUAUGUUUGGGUAUGAGAUCAUGGUAAAUCUCUCUUGUUUCGCUUGAGAUGUAUCAUGAACUUCUGCAGUUGUAUCUUCUUUCUCCCGUUAGAACCUUCUUCUUCUUUUUUUUCUUUUUUUUGCUGAAUAAAGUACUUUAUUAAUA
Punica granatum (pomegranate) is the source of this 1698-nucleotide messenger RNA. NCBI's taxonomy places the organism in Eukaryota, Viridiplantae, Streptophyta, Magnoliopsida, Myrtales, Lythraceae. The record is from RefSeq and is a predicted model, not a curated record.